AUGCCCCCCAAAAAGCGCAGCGCCCCAAGCAGCGGCCCCGCGCCCAAACGCGCACGCCAAUCCAAACUCGCUAAAGAGAACGACAUCAGCGCAUCGGAAGAGAACGAAAUCAAAGAAGUAUUCCACCUCUUCUCCGAGACCGUCGAGGAAUUCGCAGAUCAAAAGGAAGGCGUGAUUCCACGCGGUGAUGUGCGCAAGGCUUUGGUAGCCCUCGGUCUCGACCCCACCGACAGCGAAGAACUCCACUCCAUCAUCUCGGCCGUUGACCCCACGGAUACCGGGUACGUGCUGUACGAGCCGUUUCUGGCUGUCGCGGCAGCGAAGCUACGAUCUAGGUCUGAUGAUGCGAUGGCGGCGGAGGUGGAUGCGGCGUAUCGGUUAUUUACGAGGGGGUCGGGGAGAUUGAUUACGUUUAACCAUUUGAAGAGGAUUGCGCGCGAGUUGAAGGAGGAUGAUCUUGGGGAUGAAUUGUUGAAGGAUAUGAUUUUGGAGGCGAAUGGUGGGGCCGGAGUGCAUGCUGGGGUUACGUUGGAGCAGUUCCAUGAUGUUAUGACUAGGGCCGGGGUGUUUUGA
This is a messenger RNA of Aspergillus tubingensis, 573 nucleotides long. Its product is annotated as EF-hand superfamily Ca2+-modulated protein. NCBI's taxonomy places the organism in Eukaryota, Fungi, Ascomycota, Eurotiomycetes, Eurotiales, Aspergillaceae. The transcript has 3 exons. The coding region runs from base 1 to 573 and encodes 190 amino acids. The record is from RefSeq and is a predicted model, not a curated record.